Molecule: messenger RNA, 1389 nt
Organism: Arabidopsis lyrata subsp. lyrata
Lineage: Eukaryota; Viridiplantae; Streptophyta; Magnoliopsida; Brassicales; Brassicaceae
Product: agamous-like MADS-box protein AGL36
Exons: 1
Coding region: 208-1266 (352 amino acids)
Biological process (GO): positive regulation of transcription by RNA polymerase II
Molecular function (GO): RNA polymerase II cis-regulatory region sequence-specific DNA binding; protein dimerization activity; DNA-binding transcription factor activity, RNA polymerase II-specific
Source: RefSeq, a predicted model, not a curated record
CUACACAUAUAAGAACAAAUAUGUUUAUAUAGAUAGUAAUGAAUUACCUGGUCAAUUAAUUUAAUAAGAGAUUUUCUGGCUGUUAUUUAGAAUUAAUGAGUCCACCAAAGUGAUAAGAAUCCUAGAGAGUAGAAGCACCUUUCUUUGCUAUAUAAACAGUCUUUGUGCUAACAAACUAACAAACCACACAGAAGAAAAAAAAAAUUGAUGGGGAUGAAGAAAGUAAAGCUAUCUUUGAUAGCUAAUGAAAGAUCAAGGAAAACCUCAUUCAUGAAGAGGAAGAACGGGGUAUUUAAGAAACUCAACGAGUUGUCAACUCUAUGUGGUGUCCAAGCUUGUGCUCUCAUCUACAGUCCAUACCAAUCGGUCCCGGAGUCAUGGCCAUCAACGAAAGGCGCUAAAGAGGUGGCUUCGAAGUUUAUGGAGAUGCCGUCGACAGCCCGCAACAAAAAGAUGAUGAGUCAAGAAGCUUAUUUGAUGGAGAGGAUUACUAAAGCAAAAGAGCAACUAAAGAACCUGGUUGUUGAGAACAAAGAGUCACAGGUUAGACGAUUUAUGUUUGAUUGUCUUGAAGGCAAGAUGUCGGAUUAUCGUUAUGAUGCAAAAGACCUUCAAGAUUUGCUAUGUUGUAUAAAUCGAUAUCUUGAUCAGCUUAACAGAAGGAUCGAGAUCCUUAAAGAAACCGGUGAGUCUUCUUCCGUCUCUCCUUUUCCUACUACAAUUGGGGUUGCAGAUAUUCUUGAUGCUGCAAGUCCUAGUGUUUUUGCGGCCGAUAUGACUCCUUCUCAUGUUGUUGCGGAUGCAUCUCCGGUAACUGCUCCCAGUGGAUUUUUUGAUCAUAUUCAAUAUCAAGAUAUGAAUAUGAAUCAAAAUCAGCAUGAGCCGAUUCAACACCAUGUUCCUACUAACUUUUGUGAGUUUUUCCAAAAUCAGAAUAUAAAUAACGUUCAAUACCAGGCUCCGUACAAUUUGUUUGAUCAGAUUCAACAAGGAAGCUACAACAUGAAUUUGAAUCAGGAUUAUUCAAAUUAUAACAUGAAUUUGAAUUUGAAUCUGACUUCAAAUCAACAACAAUCAUUCAUGAAUCCGAUGGUGGAACAACAAAUGGGUUAUGCUGGAGGGCGUGCAAGCAUUCCUUUCAUGGAUGGGAACUACUAUAACUACCACCAACUACCAGUCGUUGAUCUUGCUUCCACCAGUUACAUGCCUUCCAUCACCACCACCACUACCGGUGUUUAUGAUCCUUACAUCAACAACAAUCUCUAAUCACAAGAUGGAGGUUUUCUAGUUUUAAGUGUUCAGUUGUUUGUAUUUGUGUUUUCUUCAUUUCGGAAGACAAAUGUUUAAUUUUGUUUAUUUUAUAAUUAUUGUUGUAAUGGUUGAAGGUUC